AGGAACCCGGCUGGGCGCCACACGAGAUCCCUGCUUCUUUGCUUUGAGGCCUUAAAGACCACGCACAAAUCCGGUUUUUGUAACGAGGGUUUCAGCCUCCUGUAAGGAAGAGAGGCGGAUUGUGCGGGAGAGAGUCCGAUUCUGACCUCUCUACCGACGUGGAGCGGCUCCUGGUUCACACCACGGUCUGAUCAGCAUCGAUCUACUCCUUGGCAAACUAAACUGAGGCUAAAGGCUCCCUUGUAGUCACGCCAUUCCGGGGGAACCUUCCAGGAAUCCUACAACGGCCAGAUCCCAUUUUUUAAUCGUCUCUCAGGGCUUCCCCCCCACCCUUCCCUUGAAAAAGUUUCUUUCUGACUUCAAUGAAACUCGAGGCAGCCUGAGUCGAUUGGAGUUAGUUUUCAUUGGCAGUUCUGCUUUAACCGAAUAAGGCGUAUGUCCUUGGGAGACUUGGCAGGAUUGGGGUGGUUGGGUUGGUUUUUUUUUUUUAACUUUCCUGACAAAGACCCGAGAAAGUUUGAAACUGCAGAUUAAAAUCACCUACAAAUCUAAUGCCUGGGGGAGAAUGGGAGACACCCAGGCACAGCUGGAUGGAAGAAGGAGAUCAGAGACUCGUCACGUUUGUGUUUUUAACAGAAAUCAAUCCUGUCCCCUUCCCAGGCUAGGGCAGGAGUUAAGGCUCCUUCUUUCAGGCCGGAUGUUUCCAGCGCUCAGCACCCACCCGGGGGAGGGAGGGAGGCAGGUUUCCAAGCAGUUCAACUCCCUUGUGUGUGAUCCUUUAUGACCGCAUUGUUCAGAAGAACCCAGCCUGCUGCCCUCAGGUGCCAGAAAGGGCCGAGCCCUCGCCUACGCCUGGAUGUGCUCCUCGGCCCUGCACCCAGAUCUGGUCACCGAAUGGACCAGCAGCCCAGCGCCAGGAGCUGCAGCCGGGGUGCCCCAGCCUGCGAGGCCGUCCCGAACGAGCCCUCCAUGAAUCUGUACAUCAACACCACCACCGGGACCCGUUAUGAGCUCUCCGUCCCCGUGGAAGAGACGGUGGAAGGACUGAAGCGGAGACUGUCACAGAGGCUCAAAGUGCCUAAGGAGAGGCUGGCUCUCUUACAUAAAGAAAGUCGGCUCAGUUCGGGAAAGCUGCAGGAUCUGGGGGUCGUGGAAGGAAGCAAACUGACGCUUGUCCCCACAGUGGAAGCUGGCUUGAUGUCUCAGGCAUCCAGACCAGAACAGUCAGUGAUGCAGGCUCUGGAAAGCUUAACUGAAACUCAGGUCAAUGACUUCCUGUCAGGAAGGUCCCCCCUGACGCUGGCCCUGCGGGUCGGCGACCACAUGAUGUUCGUGCAGCUCCAGCUGGCAGCUCAGCAGAGUGGGGGGCAGCUCCAGCAUCGGCAUGUCAUCGCCAGCCGGGGGGAGCCCGGGGCAGCAGCCGGCCCCACCCCCCAGUGCCGGACGCUGCACGGAGGGACCAGCUCCAACUACGCCCGCAUCCCCGUGGUGCCCACCUGCCAGCAGAGCCCUGCCCCCAGCCCCGCCCCCUCGGCCCAGGCCACACCCAUGUACUGUAACGCCGCCCACCCCGCCCCCGUCACAGCCGGGAUGUUCCGGUCGCAUGGGGCCAGCACGCAAACGGUUAACAGCAGCGUCGUCUCCUCCUGCUCAGAGGUGGACUGUAGCUCCCGGAGUAACAAUUCUGCCGGCAGCAACCCAGCCUCAACAAGCCGAUCGCGCAAACCUGGCGCGGUCAUAGAGAGCUUCGUUAACCACGCUCCUGGGGUCUUCUCAGGGACCUUCUCCGGCACUUUGCACCCCAACUGCCAGGACAGCAGCGGGCGGCCCCGGCGUGACAUCGGCACCAUCCUUCAGAUCCUCAAUGACCUCCUGAGCGCCACGCGGCACUACCAGGGCAUGCCUCAGUCCCUGACGCAGCUGCGGUGUCAGACGCAGUGCGCCCCCUCCUCGCCCCCGCCCUCUCCGGACCCCGCCAGCAAAACUACCUCAGAGAAGCUGACGUCCGCGUCCGCCGUGGCCUCGCAGCCCCUGCACUCCGUGGUCCAGUGCCAGAGCCAAAUCAGGAUGUGCAAGCCCAGUGGUGACCGUCUGCGGCAGACCGAGAACCGCGCCACCCGCUGCAAGGUGGAGCGCCUGCAGCUGCUGAUGCAGCAGAAGAGGCUGCGUCGGAAGGCACGGCGGGACGCCCGGGCCCCAUACCACUGGCUGCCAAAUCGCAAGUCCAGCCGGACCAACAGCAACAGCAGCGUGUCUAGCGAAGGCAGCCUGGACCUAGACUUUGAGGAUUCCGUGUGGAAGCCUGAAGUCAAGGCGGACCUGAAAUCAGAAUUUGUCGUAGCAUAGACCCCCCCCAGGCUGAUGUGAACGAACAGGGCCUGUGGUGGGACGGACGCGGCCGGGGAGAACCAGGACUCUCAUCUCUUCAGUCCCAUCGCUCGGAUCUCCUCUGUAUUCGCUGGAUCCUGGGCGACGUCUGUCGGAAAAGCGUGGAAGAGUUGCCCCACUUUUUUUUUAGUUUUGUUCCUGGUUUAUUUUUCAGAGGGGAAGGGAUGGGAUGGGGGUGGGGAAGGGAGCUCUCCAGGACAUGUGAUGCGGGGAGACGAAGAGCUGGAGUUUCAAGCUGGCGAACUGGAUUUUGUUUUGUUCCCGUUUGAAUAAGUGGACUCUAACAUGCCUGCCUUACACCGCCGCCGAACCAAUAAAGCCAACGCACGAGAAACUGAAUGGAGCCCGUCUGGCGAGUGGGACAGGCUCCGGACUUCCUACUUUUUUUUGCAGAGCGGAGCUCGCUCGUCGGAGGGAGAGGGGAACUGUGGUUUAUCAAAGCUGCUCAUUUUGCUGUGAAAGACCCAAGCAUGCACAGUACGGGCAGGCGCUCCCUGGAGGCUCGGAGCCUGGCGCUCGCUAUAUAUAUAUUUUUUUGGGGUGGGGAGGGCUGCUGUGCAUGCUUGGGCCACGUGGGAUCCCAGAAAUUUGGGGGCUGUUUAUUUUUCCUUCCCUCUUUAUAUGUAGCAUUGCUCAGCUGAUUUUAAUUUUAUUUUUUUAAACAAAUCCAACCCCGUCCCAUCUCCACACAGUUAGGUUGCAGAAGAACCCACAUGCACUUUACAGGUCUCAGUUGUGAAGUAGUGCCAGGGGCAGCCCCCACACACACACCCCCACACACCCCAGUAACAGCUUUGUGCUGGCUUUUGGAGAUCUGUUACGGACCCUCAGAGGAGAUGCUAUGGGCAUCCUCACGGAGUGUUUAUUCCUCCCCCCCCCCCUCGCUUUGCAUUGUAAAUUACAAUGCAAUGGGUCUAUAAUAUUUUUAUUUUGGUUGUGUGUUUGUUUUUUUUGCGUGUGUGUGUGUAUGUGUGUGGGUGUACUUAAUUCUGACUCCUUGCGGCAGCAAAGGUGGCUUGCUUUAUUUUCUAUGGAAGAGGGAGGGAAAAUAAAUAGAUUUCCCCUCUGCUGUAGAGACCAACUUUUUACGUUCAGAAGUUUUUUUUCCCACCCAGCUGUUGGUUGUGUUUUUUAACUUAAAAAAGGAAAAUUUAAGAAAAAAAAAUAAAAUAAAUCCAGUACUUGGUAAUGGCUGUUUGCAGGCCUUGGGGCUAAUAUUUAUAGACAUUAAUAACUUGACUGAGCCAGUACUGACCUAGUGUUGCCUAGACCGUAGAAAUCCUUUUUCCUGUCCUGUUUUUUCUUUUUUCUUCACUCUCCUUCCCCCAUCAGGAGAUCUGUGCAAAUAGAAAAACCCCACGUGAUGUGUUUUUUGUCUGUAAAAGUCUUUUUUGUGUGUUUUGGGGGAGGGGUGGGAAAGGAGGGGGUGGGGGAGGGGGGGUUGGGGGAAGAUCAAAGUUUUCCAUCUUUACUUUUUUUUUUUUUAAUUUGGGCGGUAUGGAUGCAAAUAAACUUUAAAAUAACGUGAACAAUUGGGGGGGGAGGGGGAAUCAGGAAAGAAAGUAGCAGCCCCUGUGCAUUUUUCUGGGUUUUUCCCUUUUUUGGUAGCAUUAACUCAAACUUGGGGAGAGACAGGAGCCCUUGAACCAUGGUUAGCUGAAGAGAGCGGGGGGAGGAGAGGAUGGGGUGGGAUUUUGUCCCCCUCUCCAAGGGGACUCGAAUUGGAAUGUUGUCCGUAGAACAAAGGGCGCUGCUGGUGAAUGGGUUAAUUCAGGCCAGAGCGGGGCUGAAUGGAGUUGGUGCUUUUUAUUUCCCUCUCCGAGUCGAAAGGCAGCAGGGAGGGGUUCCCCACUUGCCUUCGGUCUUGCUCUGGGCCCGAGCCUGCAUUUGGGGUUAGAAAUCCCUAGGGCCGAGGCAUCUGGGUUUCUACUGCUGUAUUUCCCCCAGCACCCUCCCCGCUGCAGCCGCCUGUCCCAUGAAAGGAAAAACUUGAAGCAACUUUGCCACUAGUGUAUCCUGUUAGCUGGGUAUCACUCAAGGCCCUCUUAGCUGGGGUGGGUGAGGGGAGUGGGCUGUGCUCAUGCCCACGUGGGUGCCGCUGGGGGGUGUCUUGGAGUUGCAUGUCCAUUUGAGGGAGACGGGGACUGUGGUAUCACUACCCUGGAGCGACAGUGCCCCGGAAAUCCAGGCAGGAGCACAGCUGGGGCAGGAUUCUGGGUCCUUUUGGUUUUUAAACUCACUUGUGGGUUUGGGGUUUUUUUUAAUGAAUUCUCCCCAAAUGUAUUGAUACUGCUGUGCCCCCCUGAAACCCCCCCCACCAGCCUCCCCUUUUCUUUAUCCCCCACAAUUGUAGCAAGAACCUCACCUGUGAGCUGUUGUCAGUCUUUCUAUUGUGUAUUAACCAAGUCCCCAGUAACGUCCAUUCCUUCAGCAUCACGGGACCAUAACUAGCGCCUCGGUGCUAGCUGAUUGGCUUGGCCACUUUCCGAGUCGUGAUGGGUACCCCGCCUCCUCUGGUCACGUGACACCAUUACACGUCCUGUUUUCCCCAGCUGUGAACUUCCUUUGUAUGUAUUGCUGUAGUUUUUAAUUUUAUUAUAUUUUCAAACAAACUUUUUUUUUAAAUUUUGAAUUCAAUAUUUAAAUGUACUAUUUUGUACGGUGUGGGCGUGUGUGCACUCCUGCCAUCAUCCCCUUCUUGUCCUAGUUUUUUUUUUUUUUAAAUCUAUAUAUAACGUUUAAAAAAAAAAAUGAUGGGGUGGGGGGGAAAAAGCAUUAACCUUCUCCAGUGUGUGCGUGUGUGCGCGGUUGUGUGCGCGGCUGUGUGUGUGGGGAGGGUAUUCAUGUUAUAUCACCUCAUUUAAGUUACCUGUAUUAAAUAAAA
Messenger RNA from Mauremys mutica (yellowpond turtle), 5272 nucleotides. It is a transcript of the gene MIDN, whose product is annotated as midnolin. Gene Ontology annotation, cellular component: nucleus. The coding region runs from base 781 to 2346 and encodes 521 amino acids. NCBI's taxonomy places the organism in Eukaryota, Metazoa, Chordata, Testudines, Geoemydidae. The record is from RefSeq and is a predicted model, not a curated record. The transcript is spliced from 8 exons. Gene Ontology annotation, molecular function: protein binding.